Molecule: messenger RNA, 415 nt
Organism: Empidonax traillii (willow flycatcher)
Lineage: Eukaryota; Metazoa; Chordata; Aves; Passeriformes; Tyrannidae
Gene: SYCE3
Product: synaptonemal complex central element protein 3
Exons: 2
Coding region: 1-270 (89 amino acids)
Biological process (GO): spermatogenesis; synaptonemal complex assembly; reciprocal meiotic recombination
Cellular component (GO): central element
Source: RefSeq, a predicted model, not a curated record
AUGGCUGAAUCAAAACCUCAGGAAGAAAACUGUGAAAACUCAAUAAAGAAGAUGGAGAAGUGGAACAGGGACUUGGAAAAACUUCUGGAGGAAAUGGAAAAAAUAACAGUUCGCGCGGCCUGGAUGACCUACAACAUCGUCACCAUCCACACCAACCCAGACCUGGCCAACUCCAUGAGGCGCCUGCAAGACGCCUUCCUGAGGUGCAAAGAACAGUUGGGGAAGAGGUGGCAAGAGACGCUGAAGGAAUCCAAAGGUGAAGAGGAAUAACCUGAACUCACUGCUGCUGGCAGAACCUCGGGAAAUCGCCCUGUUGAUUUGCCAGCAGCGGAGGUUUCACAGCCUUGGUGGAAAAGGGAUCAGCUUUCACCACGCUAAGAACUUAUUUGUAAACAUCCAGGGAAGUGUUUAAUGA